GUCGCUUCAACUGUCAUGUUGUCAGAUUUGUUCUAUUAGCAAAAUCGCUUUAAAAUGGUCUUCAUAGCUGUCACAGAUCCAAAAGAGGACGAAUCAAUGGAGAUUUCGACAGCGGCGCAUCCAGUUAGCGAGCAGGUCACCUCUCAAACAGACAGAUGUUCUGGCUGCGAUGAAGUUGUAACUGAUCGUUAUUUAUUAAAAGUUGCCGACACAUGCUGGCAUGUACGUUGUCUUAAAUGCUGUGCUUGCCAGUGUGACUUGGGUCUGGAGACGAGUUGCUACACAAAAGAUCGAAAGAUAUAUUGCAAAGCAGAUUACGCAAGAGAAUUUGGAGCUAAGUGUUCAAGCUGCCUGCGAAAUAUACAAGCCAGUGACUGGGUACGGAAAGCAAGGAAUAAUGUUUAUCACUUGGCGUGUUUCUCGUGCGCGGUUUGCGCCAGACAGUUAUCCACAGGGGAGGAGUUCGCGCUUCAAGAUACGAGAGUUUACUGCAAGGUCCAUUAUAUAGAGUUGUUGGAGGCCAGUGUGUUUUGUACCAAUAAUGAUGAACCCUCACUAUUGAAACCGAAACGAAUCCGAACGACUUUCUCGGAAGAUCAACUCCAAAUAUUAAACGCAAACUUUAAUUUGGACCCAAAUCCCGACGGCCACGAUUUGGAACGAAUUGCUAAACAAACAGGUUUAAGCAAACGUGUUACGCAGGUUUGGUUUCAGAAUUCCCGCGCAAGACAAAAGAAACAGUCGUCAAACAGCGAAUAGACGUCGACAUCGUAUAGUUGCAUUGAUAUUGAAAGGUUGAUAUUGUAUGGAUAGAUGCUUGUUCCUGACCAAAAUUCUGGAUCACAAAUUCUCAUUUUUUGUCAGUUACGUUGUGGAAGACAAUCUAAUUGGAAAACUCCUCUACAGUAUAAAGUUUAAAUUUUUGGGAGUAUCUCUCAGUUUGAAAUUAUUUUAACUGCGUGUACGGCAGGCUGUAUAUUAGAAAAUAUACGUAACUACUACAGAAAUGAGACCUCGAAAUACUGUUAUAGUGCUUGCAUGUACCUUAUAAACUACAUGUUCGUGUGAUGCUCUAAGAUUUUAAGUCAGUUUUCUGCUAGUGAAAUGAGCAAAAGCGAUUGGUAAGCGGAGAAAGACUUGUUAAGACUUAAGCACACAAACAUGGCUGCGCCCUGGGCAUAGUUUUUGUCCUGUUAAUUAUGUGUUAACGUUCUAUAUGGAAAACUGGCUUGAACCAGAUGUCUCUUUAAGAAGUCAGAGCAGACGAUGAAUUAUCAACGAGUUUCGCGGUGUCCCGAAUCAUUUUAAGAUCUUUCUGAAUUUUGAAAUCCUGUAAAUCGUGCAUCACAUGUAAAACUCUGAAUUGAACUUCUUUGUUCUGAACCGUUCCGGAACAUUGAUAUGACCAUAUGGACACUGUAAUAGACGAAAAUAUGAUUUCAAAAGAGUUGUACUAGUUAUAAAUCUAAAUUCGCUAAAACUUUGCAUGUGUUUAUGCUCAUUGCCAGCGAUGUCAAAAAAACUGUUUAUUGUUAGAUUCUACUGUAAGUGCAUUGCUAUAUGGUUACGUUGUUGUAAUAUACAUUUAAGAGAAAUAUAUAGACUAUAGUAAAUGCGAUUGAUCUGGGAGACAAAGGCAUGCAUAUCCCAACCUUAUGCUUGCAAAUAAAGGAAAGCUUUUGGCUU
This is a messenger RNA of Dendronephthya gigantea, 1686 nucleotides long. Its product is annotated as LIM/homeobox protein Awh-like. Lineage: Eukaryota; Metazoa; Cnidaria; Anthozoa; Malacalcyonacea; Nephtheidae. Gene Ontology annotation, molecular function: RNA polymerase II transcription regulatory region sequence-specific DNA binding; DNA-binding transcription factor activity, RNA polymerase II-specific. The transcript is spliced from 6 exons. Bases 55 to 759 code for a protein of 234 amino acids. Gene Ontology annotation, cellular component: nucleus. The record is from RefSeq and is a predicted model, not a curated record. Gene Ontology annotation, biological process: regulation of transcription by RNA polymerase II; neuron differentiation.